GAUAUAAGUGAUGCAUGUGACCUUAAGAUAUUCUGAAUUCUCCCAGCAUGCAAUUCCUCCGUAACUGUUUCACUUUCGGUCUUGUUGAAGCUUCGUGCACAAGUCGACACACAGGUGAGAGGAUUUCCUGCUUACCACCAUGUUAGCAGCUCUUCUCCUACUGCUGCUUGCCUCCUUGUAUCCUUCAUCAGGAGCGCAGCUACCAGAUAAAAGCAAAGCCAAGGAGACCCCUGUAGCCACCAAUGGCCAGCCAUUUCCCUGGGACCGCAUGAGGCUUCCCAAAACCGUCUUUCCCCUUCACUAUGACCUGAGCCUUCACCCUAACCUCACCACCCUGGACUUCACUGGCGUUGUUCGUAUCCAGCUGGAUGUGAAGGAGGACACCAACACUGUCAUUCUCCAUGCCAAGCAGAUGCAGAUAUCCAACGUGCUGCUCCUGGCACCUGAAGGUGUGAGGCCUCUGCAGGUUUUGGAGUAUCCUCGUUCCCACCAGCUUGCCUUGGUGUCAGACAAGGUGCUGACCAAAGGUAGGAAGUAUGAAGUUCAGCUGGGGUUUGCUGCCAACUUGUCCGACAGCUUCCAUGGUUUCUACAAGAGCAGCUACCGCACCAGCAGUGGAGAAGUCCGGGUUCUGGCAUCUACACAGUUUGAAGCGACCUUUGCCCGAGGAGCCUUCCCCUGUUUUGACGAGCCCGCCUUCAAGGCUAGCUACACCAUCCGUAUUAUAAGAGAGCCACGCCACAUAGCCAUAUCCAACAUGCCCAAGGUAAAAACUGUGGAGUUGCCGGGCAAUUUGCUUGAGGAUCACUUCGACACCACUGUAAAGAUGAGCACCUACUUGGUGGCCUACAUUGUGUCUGACUUCAUGUCUGUGAGCAGAACUACUCAGCAUGGUGUCAAGAUUUCAAUCUAUGCUGUGCCUGAGAAGAUUGACCAGACAGCUUAUGCGCUGGAUGCUGCAGUCAAGCUGUUGGACUUCUACGAUGACUACUUUGAUAUUCCUUACCCACUACCCAAACAAGACCUGGCUGCUAUCCCUGACUUCCAAUCAGGUGCGAUGGAGAACUGGGGGCUGACCACCUACAGAGAGGCGGGCCUACUCUUCGACCCUGAAAAGUCCUCCGCUUCAGACAAGCUGGGUAUCACCAAAGUUAUCGCCCAUGAGCUUGCACACCAGUGGUUUGGGAACUUGGUGACGAUGGAGUGGUGGAAUGACUUGUGGCUUAACGAGGGUUUUGCCAAAUUCAUGGAGUUUAUUUCUCUCGACAUCACCUAUCCUGAGCUGCAUGUGGAUGACUUCUUUUUGGGAAAGUGUUUUGAGGCCAUGGAGGUAGACGGUCUCAGCUCUUCCCACCCAGUCUCCACCCCUGUGGAAAACCCCACACAGAUCCAGGAGAUGUUUGACGAUGUGUCGUAUGACAAGGGGGCAUGUAUCCUGAAUAUGCUACGAGAUUUCCUGACACCUGAGGUCUUUGAGAUUGGCAUUAUCCGAUACCUCAAGCGUUUCAGCUACCAAAACACUGUCAACAGCCACCUGUGGGAGAGCCUGACUGAUAUUUGCAAUUCAGAUGAUUUGAAAGAAGGCGGAAUGAAACACAAAGAAUUCUGCUCCAACCGCAACGUUCACUCUGAAGCCUCUAAAUGGUACUCUGGUGAUGAGCUGGAUGUCCGGGCCAUUAUGGACACGUGGACACUGCAGGAGGGCUUCCCGCUGGUCACUGUGGAGGUCAGAGGUCGCGAGGUUAGGCUCAGUCAGGAGCGUUACCUGAAGACAGAUGAUCCCUCGCUCACUGAAGGAUUCCUGUGGCAGAUCCCACUAACCUACAUGACCAGUGCCUCCAACACAAUCCAUCGUUUCCUGCUUAAGACAAAGUCAGACAUCCUGUACCUACCAGAGGAGGUGGACUGGGUGAAGUUCAAUGUGGACAUGAGUGGCUACUACAUGGUUCACUACAAAGGCGAGGGCUGGAAUUCUAUUAUCAAGCUGCUGAAACACAACCACACAGCCCUCAGCAGCAAUGACCGUGCCAGCCUCAUCCACAAUGUAUUCCAGCUGGUCAGUGUCGGGAAGGUCAGGCUGGACACGGCUUUGGAGCUGUCUCAGUACCUCUCCAAAGAGACUGCAAUCAUGCCUGUGACUCAGGGCUUCGGAGAGCUGGUACCUCUCUACAAACUGAUGGAGAAAAGAGAUCUGGUUGUUGUGGAGAACCAGAUGAAGAGUUACAUUGUAGAUCUGUUCCGGGGGUUGAUCGACCAGCAGGAGUGGAAAGACUCUGGUUCAGUGUCUGAGCGAGUGCUGAGAAGCUAUCUGCUGUUGUUCGCCUGCGUCAGGAAUUACGCUCCCUGUGUGACAAAAGCCACCCACCUCUUUAACCAGUGGAGGGACUCCGAUGGCAAAAUGAGCCUCCCUGUUGACAUCACCAUGGCUGUGUUUGUUGUUGGAGCUCGAACACCAGAGGGGUGGGACUAUCUGUUUGAGAAGUACCGCUCUUCAAUCCAACUGUCUGUAAAGAGCCGCAUGAAGACUGCGAUGGCAGUCAGCCCACUGCAAGACAAACUGAAAUGGAUGAUGGAGCAGAGCCUUAGUGGUGAGGUGAUGAAGACCCAGGACCUCCCGGGUGUGGUUGUCUCAGUCAGCAAGAACCCCCGUGGCUACAAACUAGGAUGGGACUUCCUGCGGGCCAACUGGCAUACCCUGAUCAAGAAGUUUGACCUGGGCUCCCACUCCAUAGCACACAUGGUGACUGGGGUGACCAAUCAGUACUCUACCAGGGAGAUGCUGGAUGAGAUAAAAAGCUUCUUCGGCUCUCUGACUGAGGAGGCGGGCUCAGAGAUGAGGUGUAUCCAGCAGACCUACGAGACCAUCGAGGAUAACAUCCGCUGGAUGGACACCAACUUUCCUCUGCUAAAGGCCUGGCUGGACAAACGCAACCACAGAGUUGCACAUGAUGAUUUAUAACUCCAGGGAAAGUCAAAAAAAAUGUUUAGAGUGAAAAAUUAUGUUGCUCAAGUUAGACAAUACUAGGGGUGUGGAAAUGGGUCACAUGACUCCACUCAGGAUGUGAUCACAGAUUUAAUGACUUCAUACUUAACGACAAAAAUCCAAAAAGCCCUUCAAUUCAAUUGAAGACCAGUAACCUCACCAAACACUAGGAUAACGAAACAAACAAACAAAUCAAAAACUGAAUAUAAUCACACAAGUCAGUAUGUUUUGGAGAUUGUGUCGUUUAAGUACAUAUUGAUUACCAAACUGACUCUCCUGACUUGGGACAAAUGUACCAGCAUUUUAGACUUACUUGUGACUUUUUCCACCUCAGUGUCACCUACAAGUGUUAAACUAAAUGCUGUAUUUUUUUAGACUCCAGAAGAGCUGAAAUGGUCAUGGUAGACUUCUUCAGUAUGUGAACAUAGACUUAAGGAACGCCUUAAAGAACCUCCAUAUGAUAGAGGUUUGUGAAGUUAUGAAUUAUGACAAAUGGGUCUUGAAGGAACCUCCUGGGUUCCCUAAUUGGUGUGUUCCUAGGAACUCGUUAAGGCUUUUCAAUUUUUUUUACAAGUGUAAUUUCCUACUGAAAGUGCUCACAAUAGAUACAAGUAGCCUGGACAUUUUUUGCUCAUAGCUGUCUGUGUCUGUGCACUAUAUAUGUUUAUGUGUGUGUGUGUA
Molecule: messenger RNA, 3664 nt
Organism: Scomber japonicus (chub mackerel)
Lineage: Eukaryota; Metazoa; Chordata; Actinopteri; Scombriformes; Scombridae
Gene: erap1b
Product: endoplasmic reticulum aminopeptidase 1b
Exons: 19
Coding region: 140-2959 (939 amino acids)
Biological process (GO): proteolysis; peptide catabolic process
Cellular component (GO): cytoplasm
Molecular function (GO): zinc ion binding; metalloaminopeptidase activity; peptide binding
Source: RefSeq, a predicted model, not a curated record